Vidua chalybeata is the source of this 2703-nucleotide messenger RNA. It is a transcript of the gene MMADHC, whose product is annotated as metabolism of cobalamin associated D. Gene Ontology annotation, cellular component: mitochondrion. The transcript has 8 exons. The record is from RefSeq and is a predicted model, not a curated record. Lineage: Eukaryota; Metazoa; Chordata; Aves; Passeriformes; Viduidae. Bases 78 to 959 code for a protein of 293 amino acids. Gene Ontology annotation, biological process: cobalamin metabolic process.
CGGGGGCGGGUGGGCGCCGCCAUUUUGCAGGAAGAGGCGUGUCCGGGCCUGUCAGCGAGGGGAGAGCAGCGUCUGCCAUGGCCAAUGUGCUCUGUAACAGAGCAAGAUUGGUCACCUACCUGCCAGGCUUUUCUUCCUUGCUCAGAAGAAUUGGGAAUGCCAAAAGUUUUUCCACUGCAGGAUCCUCUGGCUCAGAUGAGCCUCACGUGGCUGCUUCACCUCCUGAUUUAUCUCCCAGGACGGUGUGGCCGGACGAGCUGAUGGGGCCCUUUGGGCCGCAGGACCAGCGGUUCCAGCUGCCCGGGAACAUCGGCUUCGGCUGCCACCUGCAGGGCACGGCCCCCCCCCAGAGCCCCCCGAGCCUGCCCGACCUCCUGGCCGAGCCCUCGGCCACCGACAGGCACCAGUUUGUCAUGGCACAGUGCCUCAACGAGUUCCAGGGUUCUGAUGCCCCCCAGAAGCAGCAGAUCAGCCCUGCUCAGACCUACUUUGAACAUGCCAAGGUGGAGUGUGCAGUGCAGGCGUGUCCUGAGCUGCUGAGGAAAGAAUUCCAGCCGCUGUUCCCAGAGGUGAACUCCCGGUGCCUGACGGUGCUGACGGUGACGCAGCGGAGCCGCCAGGACAUGAGCGUGUGGAGCCACGAGGUGGAGCAGGAGAGGGAGCAGCUCCUGGAGAACUUCAUCAAUGGUGCCAAGGAAAUCUGCUAUGCAAUUUCUUCUGAGGGCUACUGGGCUGAUUUCAUUGAUCCAUCCUCAGGACUGGCAUUCUUUGGGCCUUACACCAACAGCCCCUUGCUGGAGACCGACGAGCGCUACCGGCACUUGGGGUUUUCCGUGGAGGACCUGGGCUGCUGCAAAGUGAUCAGGCACAACCUUUGGGGCACCCACGUGCUGGUGGGCAGCAUUUUCACCAACGCUGAGCCCGACAGCCCCAUCAUGAGGAAACUCAGUGGCAACUGAGCCCUCCAGCUGCCUUGGGACGGCUUGGGAGUCCUUGGGGUGAUCCCGCCAGGAAUUCCUCGCUGCCGAGCGUCCUUAGAGAAUAAAAGUAGCUGUUAUUUAUUUCUAGGCUUCUGGGAAUGUGUGUUCUCCACAUGUGGCUUGGCAGCAUUGAGAAGCAGAGGGAUUAUCAUUUCCUUUUUAAAUUUUCCGUUUUCUCUUACCUCGACCGUUCUGUCUUUCGUUGGUCGAUUCAGUGUUCAGAAUCCUCUGGAAAUGCCACUGAAAUUUCCAACAAAUCUGCCAUUCCUGAAAUUAGGAACUGGCCAAAAAUAUGGAAUGAGUCAUAAAAUUGUUCUCCCAGAGUACAGAACUUAAUAAAAUCUGGACUAAUCACUCAUUUGCUGUUGGAAAAUGAGAAUGAGGUCAACUUUCAGUGGUCUCCAACUCAUCCAGAGACUCCAUAAAAAGUCCUUAAUUACCCUGGAAUUACUCAUCUCUUACUGUUUUUUGUCUUCAUGGUGCUUGGGAUUUAUUUUCUCAGUGUUAGCUAAAUAUAUUUAAUUAGUUUAUAUACCUAAAUGUAAUUUAAAGUUGCUUUUGUAACUUUCUUAGGUCAUUAAAUACCAAAAAAAAAAAGAGAGAUAAUAGGGCACUGCUUGGAUCUCAUCAUUGUUUUCCUGGACUUGGAUGCAAUCUAGACUUGCCUCUGGAAUUUGGAAAUGCAAUUAGGAUCAAUUAUUGCAAUUAAAAGAUGUUUCAACAGGAAGGUUCCGGUCUCACACAAACAACCAGAUCAGUGGGGGAACAACAGGGCAGGAAUUCCAGGGCACCUGAAACACCUGGGAUUUCAGUGCCUGGCAAUAAAUAAUAAAUAAUAAAUAAUAAAGCAGGUUUGGAGCUCCUGUUUUCCAUGGAGCUGUGACAACCCUUCAGGCUUUGUUCCCUGGCAGUGUGUGCUUUGUUCCCUGAGGCUCCGGGGAUUCUCCCAGUGUUACCCAACCCCACGGAUUCCAAAGCUGUCCCAGGCUCUCCUGUUCCCUCCUCAGCCUCUAAGCCAGGCCCAGCAGAGAUUCCUGGUUUAGGAGCAGCUCCUUGCCCAAGUGCCUCUCUCUGUCCUCGUCACCGCUGCGCUUCAUGGCUUGGCUGCAGCACGGAGCUGGGAGCCAGGGACACUUCCCAAAGUUCCCAAUUCCCUCCCCAAGCAGCAAUUCCCGAACUCUCCUGCUCCCCUGCAGUGCUGGCUCUGGAUUUUAGAGCAGCACUGAUCCCUUUGUCAGUUCCCAAAUUCUCCUGCUCCCCUGCAGUGCUGGCUCUGGAUUUUAGAGCAGCACUGAUCCCUUUGUCAAUUCCCAAAUUCUCCUGCUCCCCUGCAGUGCUGGCUCUGGAUUUUAGAGCAGCACUGAUCCCUUUGUCAGUUCCCAAAUUCUCCUGUGCCCCUGCAGUGCUGGCUCUGGAUUUUAGAGCAGCACUGAUCCCUUUGUCAAUUCCCAAAUUCUCCUGCUCCCCUGCAGUGCUGGCUCUGGAUUUUAGAGCAGCACUGAUCCCUUUGUCAGUUCCCAAAUUCUCCUGCUCCCCUGGAGUGCUGGCUCUGGAUUUUAGAGCAGCACUGAUCCCUUUGUCAUGGAAUUUGUGCUGUGACUCCAAAACCCAUCCCUGACCUCUGCUGUCCAUAAAAUCUCUGUUACUCCAAAGAUUUUAUUCCUGUUUUUUUUUUUUUUUUUCCUCCUUCUCAUCAAGAGGAUUAAAGUUGUUGAGAACUGCA